Messenger RNA from Suncus etruscus (white-toothed pygmy shrew), 6436 nucleotides. RefSeq names its product dedicator of cytokinesis 5 (gene DOCK5). The record is from RefSeq and is a predicted model, not a curated record. Lineage: Eukaryota; Metazoa; Chordata; Mammalia; Eulipotyphla; Soricidae. Gene Ontology annotation, molecular function: GTPase activator activity; small GTPase binding; guanyl-nucleotide exchange factor activity. Gene Ontology annotation, cellular component: plasma membrane; cytoplasm. Gene Ontology annotation, biological process: small GTPase-mediated signal transduction; cell migration. The transcript has 52 exons. Bases 1 to 5973 code for a protein of 1990 amino acids.
AUGGCCCGCUGGAUCCCGACCAAGAGGCAGAAGUACGGGGUUGGUGAGUGCGCCCCACGCCGCCCCGACCCCGCCGCCGCCAAGUUCGCGGGAGCCGCGCGCCAAGUUGGGGGCGGUCUGCGCGCGCUGCCGGGGACCCUACUAGGCUCCGCGGUGCUCGCGGGCGCCCCCGCUUCCGACCCUUUUGGGAAGGCGCUCCAGGAUUUAGGGAUCCUAGCUGGAACGCUGGAUGAGCAGCUCCCGGGGCGGCGUGCAGGCGAAGGCAGAGACAGGAAGUGUGGGCGCGGCGCGGGGGUGGUGGCCCUGGAGGCCGGCGGUGUGGACACGGCUCCUAACGGAGGGAGUUUGCAGAGAAUUGAAAUCUGCCCUCGGAAUCCGGAGUUCGGUCCUGGGGCUGUAAACACUCUGGGACAGAUUCCCCACCCGGGACCCAUGACAGUGCCGUUGCAGAGGUCUCCCAACGAUGUGCAAAGGGGUCCCGGGGAUGUUGCCAUCUACAACUUCAAUGCCUCUCAGGACAUGGAGCUCUCCUUGCAGCUUGGAGACACAGUUCACAUCCUGGAGAUGUAUGAGGCAUGUCAGGAAAUGACAGCCAAUUCAGUGGCAGUCCUAGCUGUGUUUGAGGCCUACAUGCCCACAGCAAGCAAUAUUGGAAGUCUGCCAUGGCUGCUGGAAGUUGAAGCAGGCAUUUUCCCUGAAUCCUAUAUCCACUUGAAAGAGGCGACUGUGGAAGACACAGGGCAGCAUGAGACCGUGAUUCCUGGUGAGCUGCCCCUGGUCCAGGAGCUCACAUCUACGCUUCGAGAAUGGGCUGUCAUCUGGCGCAACCUCUAUGUGAACAACAAGGUGAUACUGUUCCGCCAGCUACAGCAGAUGACAUACAGCCUGAUCGAGUGGCGGUCCCAGAUCCUAUCUGGAACACUCCCCAAGGAUGAGCUGGCGGAGCUCAAGAAGAAGGUCACAGCCAAAAUUGAUCACGGAAACAGAAUGCUUGGGUUGGAUCUGGUAGUGCGAGAUGACAAUGGGAACAUCUUGGACCCUGACGAAACUAGCACUAUUGCCCUCUUCAGAGCACAUGAAAUGGCUUCUAAACGGAUUGAAGAAAAGAUUCAAGAAGAAAGGUCAAUUCUGCAGAAUGUAGACCUUCGGAGCCAGUCCAUCUUCAGUGCUGUCCACACCUAUGGUCUCUACGUGAACUUUAAGAACUUUGUCUGCAACAUUGGAGAAGAUGCAGAGUUGUUUAUGGCCCUCUAUGACCCCGACCAGUCUACUUUCAUCAGUGAGAACUAUUUAAUUCGAUGGGGCAGUAAUGGAAUGCCGAAGGAGAUCGAGAAGCUCAAUUACCUUCAAGCAGUCUUUACUGAUCUCAGCAGCACUGACCUCAUCCGGCCCCGAAUCAGCCUUGUGUGCCAGAUUAUCCGGGUGGGCCACAUGGAGCUAAAGGAUGGGAAAAAGCACACCUGUGGACUCCGAAGACCUUUUGGGGUGGCAGUGAUGGAUAUCACUGAUAUCAUUCAUGGGAAGGUGGAUGAUGAAGAAAAGCAGCAUUUUAUUCCCUUUCAGCAAAUUGCAAUGGAAACCUAUAUUCGGCAGAGACAGCUAAUCAUGUCACCACUGAUAACAUCCCAUGUGAUUGGGGAAAAUGAGCCACUCACAUCUGUCUUGAAUAAAGUCAUAGCGGCAAAGGAAGUGAAUCACAAAGGACAAGGGCUUUGGGUGUCCUUGAAGCUCUUGCCAGGUGACCUCACACAGGUUCAGAAGAACUUUUCACAUUUGGUGGAUAGAUCAACAGCGAUAGCUCGAAAAAUGGGCUUCCCUGAAAUAAUACUUCCAGGAGAUGUUCGUAAUGAUAUUUAUGUUACCCUAAUCCAUGGGGAGUUUGACAAAGGGAAAAAGAAGACUCCAAAGAAUGUGGAGGUGACCAUGUCUGUGCAUGAUGAGGAGGGCAAGCUCCAGGAAAAAGCAAUUCAUCCUGGUGCUGGAUAUGAAGGCAUCUCUGAGUACAAGUCAGUAGUCUAUUAUCAAGUCAAGCAGCCCUGUUGGUACGAGACUGUUAAGGUGUCCAUUGCUAUAGAAGAAGUCACUCGUUGCCAUAUAAGAUUUACCUUCCGACAUAGGUCAUCUCAGGAAUCCAGAGAUAAAUCCGAGCGAGCCUUUGGGGUGGCCUUUGUGAAACUGAUGAACCCAGAUGGCACCACUCUGCAGGAUGGGAGGCAUGACCUGGUGGUUUAUAAGGGUGACAACAAGAAAAUGGAAGAUGCUAAGUUCUACCUGACUCUUCCUGGGACCAAAUUAGAGAUGGAAGAAAAAGAGCUCCAAGCAUCCAGAACUAUUGCCAACUUUAUUCCAAGCAAGGAGAGCACAAAAGAUAGCUUUCAGAUUGCCACCCUCAUUUGCUCUACAAAGCUCACGCAGAAUGUUGACCUGUUAGGUUUAUUAAAUUGGCGCUCAAACUCCCAGAAUAUUAAACACAAUUUAAAGAAGUUAAUGGAGGUGGAUGGAGGAGAGAUUGUUAAGUUUUUGCAAGAUACACUAGAUGCACUUUUUAACAUAAUGAUGGAAAAGUCUGACAGUGAAACAUAUGAUUUCCUUGUGUUUGAUGCACUGGUUUUUAUUAUUUCUUUGAUAGGAGACAUAAAGUUCCAAAAUUUUAAUCCUGUCCUUGAAACCUACAUUUACAAGCACUUCAGUGCCACACUGGCCUAUGUAUUUUAUGGUCAAAGUGAAGAUGGAGAUGAAUUUAACAAUUCAAUCCGCCAAUUAUUUCAUGCUUUCAAUACUCUAAUGGACAGGCCUCUGGAGGAAGCUGUCAAGAUCAAGGGGGCAGCUUUGAAGUACCUUCCAACCAUAAUUAAUGAUGUCAGGCUUGUGUUUGAUCCAGUUGAGCUCAGUUAUCUCUUCUGCAAGUUCAUUCAAAGUAUUCCUGACAACCAGUUAGUGCGCCAGAAACUCAACUGCAUGACCAAGAUAGUAGAGAGCAAUCUUUUUCGACAGCCAGAGUCCAGAAAUGUGCUGCUGCCGCUGCUCAUUGACCAGCUCAGUGGGCAGCUGGAUGACCACUCCAGCAAGCCUGACCACGAGGCCAGCUCGCAGCUUCUGAGCAACAUCCUGGAAGUGCUGGACCGGAAGGAUGUGGGACCCACAGAGCCAAACAUAAAGAGGGUCAUGGAACGGCUCCUGAGAAGAAUCAACCGAACUGUGAUUGGGAACCGGGAGUCUCCCCAUAUUGGGAGUUUUGUGGCUUGCAUGAUUGCUGUUCUGCAGCAAAUGGAUGAUGCUCACUACAGCCACUACAUCAGUACUUUCAAAACAGUACAGGACAUCACUGACUUCCUCAUGGAAACUUUCAUCAUGUUUAAGGAUCUGAUUGGAAAAAAUGUCUAUGCCAAAGACUGGAUGGUGAUGAAUAUGACGCAGAGCAGGGUUUUUCUGCGUGCUAUAAACCAGUUUUCUGAUGUCCUCACAAGAGUCUUCAUGGAUCAGACAAACUUUGAACUUGAGCUCUGGAACAACUAUUUCCACUUGGCAGUAGCAUUUCUCACCCAUGAGUCUCUUCAGCUCGAAACCUUCUCACAAGCCAAGCGAAACAAAAUCAUGAAAAAAUAUGGGGAUAUGAGAAAGGAAAUCGGCUUUAGAAUCCGGGACAUCUGGUAUAACCUGGGUCCCCACAAAUUCAAAUUCAUCCCAUCCAUGGUGGGACCCAUUCUGGAGGUCACACUGACCCCUGAAGUUGAGCUCCGGAAAGCCACCAUCCCCAUUUUCUUUGAUAUGAUGCAGUGUGAGUUCAAUUUCAGUGGAAAUGGCGAUUUCCACAUGUUUGAGAAUGAGUUGAUCACAAAGCUGGACCAACAGGUAGAAGGGGGACGAGGAGAUGAACAAUACAAAGACCUGCUGGAAAAACUGCUCCUCGAACAUUGCCGGAAACAUAAAUAUCUCUCCGGAUCUGGGGAAUUUUUUGUACGCCUGGUCAGCAGCCUCUUAGAGAAUCUCUUAGAUUACAGGACCAUCAUAAUGCACGACGAAAGCAAGGAAAACCGCAUGAGCUGUACAGUGAAUGUGCUGAAUUUUUAUAAAGAGAAGAAGAGAGAGGACAUCUAUAUAAGAUAUUUGUACAAGCUUCGAGAUUUGCACCGAGACUGUGAGAAUUAUACAGAAGCUGCCUAUACACUUCUCUUACAUGCUGAGCUUCUGCAGUGGUCUGACAAGCCCUGUGCAUCUCAUCUGCUUCAGAGGGACAGUUACUAUGUCUAUACCCAGCAAGAGCUUAAAGAAAAACUGUACCAAGAAAUCAUAUCCUAUUUUGACAAAGGCAAAAUGUGGGAGAAGGCAAUCAAGCUGAGCAAAGAGUUGGCUGAGACAUAUGAGAGUAAAGUAUUUGAUUAUGAGGGCCUCGGCAAUCUUCUGAAAAAAAGAGCCUUGUUUUAUGAGAACAUCAUCAAGGCCAUGCGGCCUCAGCCUGAAUACUUCGCUGUGGGAUACUAUGGGCAAGGCUUCCCUUCUUUCCUGCGGAACAAAGUCUUCAUUUACCGAGGGAAAGAGUAUGAGAGGCGAGAGGACUUCAGCCUGAGAUUGUUGACCCAGUUCCCCAACGCAGAGAAGAUGACAAGCACCACAUCUCCCGGAGAGGAAAUCAGGGCCUCCCCUAAGCAGUACCUGCAGUGUUUCACAGUCAAGCCAGUGAUGAGCCUGCCACCCCACUAUAAGGACAAACCAGUUCCAGAGCAGAUCUUAAACUACUACAGAGCCAAUGAAGUGCAGCAGUUCACCCAUUCCCGGCCAUUCCGGAAAGGAGAAAAGGAUCCAGAUAAUGAAUUUGCUACCAUGUGGAUUGAAAGGACCACGUAUACCACAGCAUAUACCUUUCCUGGGAUUCUCAAGUGGUUUGAAGCCAGACAGAUUUCCACAGAGGAAAUCAGCCCUCUGGAGAAUGCCAUUGAGACCAUGGAGCUCACCAACGAGAGGAUCAGCAACUGUGUGCAGCAGCAUGCCUGGGACCGGUCCCUCUCCGUGCAUCCACUGUCCAUGCUGCUCAGUGGCAUUGUUGACCCUGCCGUCAUGGGGGGCUACUCUAAUUAUGAAAAGGCUUUUUUCACAGAGAAGUACUUACAGGAGCAUCCUGAAGACCAGGAGAAGAUUGAGCUUCUGAAGCAACUCAUAGCAUUGCAGAUGCCUCUGUUGACAGAAGGGAUUCGCAUUCAUGGGGAGAAGCUGACUGAGCAGCUGAAGCCAUUGCAUGACCGGUUGUCGUCUUGCUUUAGGGAGCUGAAGGACAAAGUAGAAAAGCUCUAUGGGGUGAUAACACUGCCCCCCAACUUAACUGAGAGGAAGCAAAGCCGCACAGGGUCUCUGAUGCUCCCCUACAUCAUGUCAUCUACUCUGCGGAGAUUGUCUGUCACAUCAGUGACUUCCUCUGUGGUUUCCACCUCUUCCAACUCAUCAGAUACUGCUCCCUCCAGACCAGGCUCUGAUGGGUCAAUUUUAGAGCCACUUUUGGAACGCAGAGCCUCAUCAGGUGCCAGAGUUGAAGAUAUAACACUUAGAGAGGACAGUGAUAACCGGAUCACCAAGUUGAAGAGAAAAGACUGGAACUUGAGCAAGUCCCAGGUCAUUGCAGAGAAAGCACCAGAUCCUGAUCUGAUGAGCCCCUCCAAAAAAGCACAAAGACCGAAGAGUCUUCAGCUGAUGGACAAUCGACUGACACCAUUUCAAGGUUCUUCCCCUUCUCAGGCAAUGCCCUUGAGCCCACCUCCACUCACUCCCAAAGCUACCAGGACCCUAAGCUCUCCAUCUCUGCAGACAGAUGGGGUGAUGGCUGCAACUCUCCCCCCUCCCCCACCUCCCAAGAGCAGCCAGAGGAACUCCACAGAGAUUGCCCCCCCACUGCCUGUCCGAAGAGAAACCAAGGCACCACCCCCGCCCCCUCCAAAAGUUCGAAAAUCUGGAGUCCUUUCUUCUGAGCCUGGAUCCCAAUAAACAUACUGCUCCUUCAAGCACGCUGGACAGCUAAUGCCUGAGAAAUGACCUCCAUGGGCAAUUGCUCCAGAACCUCUUUCAUUAUAUAUGGCAUCCUGCUGACUGCUCUUCCUGCUCAUCAAGUGGGGUUUACCAGCCAAAAAUGCUUAUGUUUUUUGAAAGUUUCUUUCUCAUCAAUGUGCAAGGACAGGCCACAUCUUUGGUACAUGAAGUUCCAGAAUCAGCCUUAUCCUGUGCGUUUCUCUAAGCAGAGCCUGCAGAUGCCCAGAGAUGUUCUUCUGAAAUGGUGAUGCAGCCAAAUCAUUGACCUGCUCCUGGGUGGUCCUUGGUGUUUGCUUCUAAAAAAUUGCUUUUGACUCAACUUUUCUCACGAUCCAUGAAACUUAUUGAAAGAAACGUAUGUCAUAUUCACUCUGAAACCUGAAAUUAUCUUUCCAAGAUCUUUUAUCUCCCUUGAAGAUAA